Molecule: messenger RNA, 3210 nt
Organism: Cercospora beticola
Lineage: Eukaryota; Fungi; Ascomycota; Dothideomycetes; Mycosphaerellales; Mycosphaerellaceae
Biological process (GO): nucleotide-excision repair; mismatch repair
Cellular component (GO): cytoplasm; nucleotide-excision repair factor 2 complex; XPC complex
Molecular function (GO): damaged DNA binding; single-stranded DNA binding
Source: RefSeq, a predicted model, not a curated record
AUGGCUCCGAGUCGAGGCAAAGCAAAAGUCGCAGCAGCAAGACCAACACGAUCAAGUCGGCGGGCUGUGAAUAACCGUGCCCAACCUCAAAAUGACAUUCCGGAUGUCUAUUCUGACAUGCUUAGAGAGGCCGAAGCUGACGAAAGGACUGAGAGAAACCGAGCUCCCAAGAGGCGGCGAAUCACUGCGGGAUCGAGCGGACCAAAUGUCUCUUCUGCAACACAGCACGAGGUUGAAAGCUCUGUCAGAUCGACGUCGUCAAAUGCGAUACUUCGGGCCCCAGCCGCUGGCACACAGACUGUUGAGGACUCCUCCGAGUCCGAUAGCAAUGAUUUCGAAUUCGAGGAUGUUGACAUAGACAUACCGUUCGGCCAUGCCAGCAAUUCGCAAGAAGGCAUUGAGGACGUUUCGAUAUCCGUGCAGGCUGAGAGCAGCGCAAAACGUUCUUCCAAAGUGCGACGGAAGCCUGCUACUGCGAUAGAGAAGUCGCAUCGACUACUUGUUCAUGAGUUACAUGUGCUUUGCUUGCUUGGACAUUGUAUGUACGUCAAUGGGCGCUGCAACAAUGCCGUGGCGCAACAGCACCUCCGAUCUUUGCUGUCGACUAAGACCAUCUCGUACCUCAAUCCCUCGCAGCAACAUACCCAAUUCCAGCGCAAUCGAUCAUUCAUGGAUGGAAUAGAUCAGGCAAUCAACUCAUUUGUUGCAGAUUACCAGGUCACCCGCACCGGUCUCUCAAGACCACAUUGGAACAUUGACACCGAACCGCCACCAACCAUAGACAGCGAUGAGGAUCCGAUAGACACUGCUGCAUUCAUCAAGGCCGCCAAAGACCUUGAGGGAUCUCAGGACGUGGCGAAUCAGCUCUUUUGUGCCAUGCUUCGAGCCGCAGGUGUCGAUGCGCGUUUUGUCUGUUCCAUCCAGGCGCUGCCUUUCGCAAACCCUCCGAAAGCCGCUACGCCCAAGAAGCCCGCAAAGGUUCGCAUUAUGGCAGUAGCACCCGAAACGAAAACUCCGCAGUCUUCCUUAAUGGAGCACGACGCAGCGGUGAGUAGUUCACGAGCCCUAGGCAACGUCCCUUCAGCUCGAAGGCGCCUAGGGCAGCCGAGUUUUGCUUCGACCUUAAGCCAACCAGCGCAGCCUCGCCAGAAGACAAAAGCUGUUGCUAAGUUAUCAUUUCCUGUCUUUUGGGUCGAAGCAUUCAACGAGGCGACACAGAAGUGGGUUGCCAUUGAUCCGAUCGUUACGCACACGACAGGUCAGCCUACGAAGCUAGAGCCGCCUGCAUCGUAUGAUCGGAACCAGCUCACGUAUGUCGUCGCCUUCGAACCUGAUGGCUCUGCAAGAGAUGUCACGUGGCGAUACGCAAAAGCAUACAAUGCAAAAACCCGACGGAGUCGCGUGGAGGUCUCUCCGGACGGCGCGAAAUGGUGGAAGAGAGUCAUGCGCUUUUUUCGAAGACCAGGUGGACCGCUUGAUCGCGACCAAGUUGAGGAUGCUGAGUUUAGGCAAAAGGAAGCGAGAGAGGGCCUGCCUGCGAAUGUGCUCGACUUCAAAGAUCAUCCUUACUACGCACUAGAGCGACACCUCAAACGCAACGAGGUUAUCCAUCCCAGGCGCGAGGUAGGCAAAGUCAACGCUGGCACAGCUGCGAAGCCGAAAAUGGAGCCGGUCUUCCGUAGAAGGGACGUUUUGUCGUGCAAAAGCGCUGACAAAUGGUAUCGAUGUGGUCGUGAAAUCAAGCAAGGUGAGCAACCGCUCAAGCAUGUGAGGGCACGAGUAAGAAGAAACGCUACUCCCGAUCCUGGAGCUACUUCGUCGAACGAUGGUCCUACGACAGCUCUCUAUGCACCGUAUCAGACUCAAUUGUAUGUGCCAGAGCCUGUCCGAAGGGGCCGCAUACCAAAGAAUGCCUACGGCAACCUGGACAUCUACGUGCCAAGUAUGGUUCCGGCUGGAGGAGUCCAUGUUCGGCAUUCUCUUGCACGAACGGCCGCGAAAAUGAUUCGUGUUGACUAUGCGGAUGCUGUCACUGGGUUUCAGUUCAAAGGUCGCCAUGGUACCGCCAUCAUCGAAGGUGUCGUGGUCGCCGAUCAAUAUGCACAAGCAGUGCAUGCAGUCAUUGAUGGUCUAGAGUAUGAGGCGUUGGAAGAGGAGUCGCGAAACAGAAGCCGCGUUGCACUCAAGGCGUGGAAACGGUUUAUGGCUGGCCUGCGGAUCGCCGAACGAGUGCGAGCGUACGGUGAUGGCUCCACCGCACACGACGCUGGUGACGAUGAGCAUAUGUUGAACUCCUUUGCUCUUACAAUCCCAGAUCAGGGUUUGUUGACAGCAGGUCGCUUCAGGUUGUCAGAACUCGAAAAGACCAAAGCAACUGCCCGAAAACGCAAGAUUCCUGUUUCUGACAGCGAACAUGACUCCGAGCUUAGCAUGGACGACAUUAAUGGUAUGGGAGACGAGGAAGGAGGCUUCUUUCGGGACGAUCGCCUCUCAGGCUCCGAUAGACGUUCGCACCGCAAUGAUGACCUCGCCAUGCCAGUCGAUGGCGACGAGUCCCGCGAGGACGAUGAUGGCCAUACUCUUGAGAUGAAAACUGAUCAGGACGGCGGGUUUGUGGGCAACGAUACUGCCGAUGCUGACUACUCUGGUGGCUUUGUGCCCGACGACACAUUUCCUGUCGAAGAGCCCGGCGUUUUCGUGCCAGAGGACACAAUUGAUACUGCAGACGCUGGUGGCUUCAUACCCGAUGACACAGCUGCUAUCGACUAUGCUGGCGGGUUCCUGCCCGAGGAAACAGCUGACAACGAGCAUGCUGGUGGUUUUAUGCCUGAGGAAGCAGCUGAUGAAGAGCAUGCUGUUGCGUCUCCGUUUGAGACGAGUACUGUGAACAGAGACCACCUAAAACAGAAUGGGGCUGACGUCCAAGACAAGGCCUCGAAGGUUCUCAACAACAAUGACAAGGCUCGUGAGGAGCCGACCAUGCGACUGAGUGCGAAGAUAAAUGACAAUAUUGCUGUCGGUGAAGAUCAAACCCCCAACGAGUUGCCAAUAACCAAGAGACAGAAGCCAACUGCAGAGCAAGGAUACAAUCGUCCCCCAGAACCACCACAGGCGGACUUGAUGAGCGAGAAUGACAGCGACAAAGGCUCUAUGCUUUCACACGAUCCUGAAGACGACGAACUAGAGCCAGAUUGGCUGGAAAGUGAUUGA